Molecule: messenger RNA, 989 nt
Organism: Candidula unifasciata
Lineage: Eukaryota; Metazoa; Mollusca; Gastropoda; Stylommatophora; Geomitridae
Source: the annotation of a GenBank genome assembly
GUUUGAGCUAUGGAACAUUCGUGGAAAGGCUUGCUUCUAAUGUCCAGCGCGCCACCAAACAUCCGGUGCUACUAGUCACUUACGGCCGCAGUGGCUCCACGUUCACGUCUGCACUCAUCAACCACCACAAAGACGUGUUCUUUAUCUUUGAGCCGUUGGUGCCGCUAAAUCUGACAUCGACCAACUACCAGAAACAGAAUGAAAGCACAGCCAUUAUCCGUGCCUUCAUCGAGUGUGACUUCUCGUUGGAGCUGUCCAUUUUCCUUGACAACUUCCAGUUCCAUUAUUUACAAGACACAAGCGAAUUUUAUGACUGUCUCCUGUCAAAGAGAAGUGGCAUACAGCAUGUAAGCUGUUACAUCAAAUUCUUGAAAGAUUGUCAGAGCCACAACACGAUUCUGGUCAAGACAAUCCGCUUCCGGGUCAGUUGGGCAGAGACGUUUUUGAAAGAAAAUCCACAGUUUAAAUUGUUGUAUUUAAUCAGGGAUCCGAGAGCCACUUUAUUUUCCCAAGCUCAGUUAUUCAACGAGUUUUUGUGGCCAUCUGGGAUCAUCAAUGCAUCCAAAACUUACUGCGCAAUAUUGGACGAUGAUCUGAAGGAGAUAGUUCGACUGGCAAAUCUUUACCCUGGACGAGUGAAAGGAAUUCGGUACGAAAACGGCGCCACAGACCCUUUUACUUACACAAAGGACAUUUAUAAAUUUUUGGGACUGGGGUAUGACGACCAAGUGGCUUCAUUUAUCGAGAAUAUAACUACAGCUUCUGCAGACGCACCAGAUGUGGAAGGUGCUUACAGCGUGAUUCGGCAAAAUUCGACUCAGGCAAUGAACAAAUGGAGGAACAAAUCAGAUUUUGAAAGUAUUCGAAUAAUUGACUCUAUUUGUGGGUUUAUGUAUUCAAAAUUAGGUUAUAAAUUUGUGGAGUCACAUAGUGACCUCCGGUCGUCCAGAGAUUUAUUUGGUUCACCUGAAUUGAUUAUAUUUCAGUAA